Molecule: messenger RNA, 2998 nt
Organism: Malus domestica (apple)
Lineage: Eukaryota; Viridiplantae; Streptophyta; Magnoliopsida; Rosales; Rosaceae
Source: RefSeq, a predicted model, not a curated record
UCUGCACUUUCAUCAUACACAGCUAAGAUCGUGCAAAAAAAAAAAAAUUCAAAGGAUUGUGGUUAUGGGGUUACUUGACAUCUCCAUCAUUCGCAUGGUUUCAAAACUAGUACUAGUUUUGUUGCUGUUUCAUCAUGUGGUUAUUGCUAACUCUUCGUACUCUUCGCAGAAGCAGUAUCCCUCUUGCCCUGAUGAGGAGAAGUCCGCCCUGCUGCAAUUCAAAGACGGCUUUCUUAUUGACAAAUCUGCUUCUAGCGAUGGUUAUCCAAAGGUUUCAUCAUGGAAACCAGCUGAAGGAGAAAACAGCACGUGCUGCUCAUGGGAAGGUGUCAAGUGUGACGAGAGACAGGUCAUGUGAUUGCCCUAGAUCUUGGUAGCAGUUGUCUCUACGGCUCUAUCAACAGCAAUAGCAGCCUCUUCCGCCUCGUUCAUCUUCAAAGAUCCUUUGUCAGAAGAUGAGGAUCGUCCCUUGUUGAAACUUGAGGCAUCAGAUCUUGGAAGCCUGGUUCAUAACUUAACUAGUCUCGAGGUACUUUCUCUCAGUUUCGUAAACAUAUCUUCGGCAAUUCCUCAUUCAAUGGCUAACUUAUCAUCUUUGAAAACCCUAGCCCUCGUGGAAUGUCACCUGUUUGGUGAAUUUCCGGUGAGAAUUUUCCAGCUACCAAACCUAGAAAUUCUUACUGUGAGAUACAACCAAGAUCUGACUGGAUAUUUUCCUGAAUUUAAUCGAAGUAGUCCUCUCAUGCUUCUGAAAGUUUCAUUUACCAGUUUUUUCGGAAACGUACCCUCUUCGAUUGGAAACCUUGAUUCACUGCAAAAGUUGGAUGUGGCUCAAUGCAAUUUUUCGGAAGGGUUGGUUCCAUCUUCACUUGGGAAUCUUAGGAAGCUCACUUAUCUAGACAUUUCAGCCAACAAAUUUGGAGGUCCAAUUCCUGAUUCCUUCUCAAACCUUACCCAACUGGUUACUUUUAGGAUUAGUACGAGUCGAUUAACUGGUCCAAUCCCAUCUUGGUUAGGAAACUUUAGCAAACUAGAGUACCUAGAUUUUAAUUAUAAUAGAUUAAAUGGUUCAGUUCCCUUGUCAUUUUCAAAUCUCACAAACCUUCAGAUCCUUUACCUAGCAUCGAAUAGUCUGAGUGGUGUAGUGGAGUUUCAAAUGUUUCAAAAUCUAAAAUUUCUUUCCCAACUCACAUUCAAUUGGAACAGUUUAGAAUUUGUCACUGAAUCCAGAAUUGUGAAUUCAACAGUUCAACAAUUCACCAUUCUUGGAUUGAGUUCUUGCAACAUAAGUGAGUUUCCAUCCUUCUUACAAUAUCAAAAGGGGUUGACGCGUUUCGACAUUGCUGCAAACAAAAUCCAGGGCCAAGUACCAAAAUGGAUGUGGAACACAAGCAUAGAAACUUUGGUAUUCUUAGACAUGAGUCAAAACUUCAUUUCAGACCAACUUCCACCUGUCCUUCCUUGGGUGAACAUGGUAUGCUUCAAGUUUUCGUCCAACAGGUUUCAUGGAUCACUACCGAUAGCUCCACCAACCAUGCUAGAAUAUACAGCUACAGACAACAACCUUACUGGAGAAAUCUCACCCUUGCUUUGCAAUAUGAAAAAUCUUCAGUUGCUUGACUUGUCGAAAAAUAAGUUGAGUGGCAUGCUUCCUCAAUGUCUCGGAAACUUUAGUGAUGAUCUGAUUCUUUUACUUCUUGGAAACAACUCCUUUCAUGGAGUUAUUCCUCAGACAUACAACAACGGAAACAGUUUGAGGAUGAUUGACGUGAGUCAUAACAAAUUGCAGGGGCAAUUGCCGAGGUCAUUGGUCAAUUGUGUGAGGCUUGAGUAUCUUGUUUUGUCAAACAAUCAAUUCAAUGAUGUUUUUCCCAUUUGGUUGGGGACUCUUCUAGAGUUAAAACUUUUGGCAAUGCGCCAUAAUGGAUUCUACGGUGUGAUUCGAAAAUCUAGAAUGAAUGUCGAUUUCCCCAAGUUACGCAUUCUUGAUUUGUCUUACAAUAAUUUUACUGGCGCGGUUCCAUCUAUCUUUCCAGAUAUUAUUAUAAACAAGUCAGCCUAUAUGUAUACAGACGUAGUUUAUGAUGUCAGCGGGAUCACGAUUGAUAGAAGAGGUGAUUACGCACUCACAAUAGCAACGAAAGGUUUGGAGCAAUACUAUCCAAAGAUUCGAGAAGAAUUUGCAUCCUUUGAUAUAUCAAGCAACAAAUUUGAAGGAAAGAUUCCAGAAUUCAUCGGGAAUCUUAAGGAGCUUCAUUCUCUGAAUCUUUCCCACAACAGUCUCACUGGUUCUAUCCCAUCAUCCUUUGGAAACUUGAUGAACCUUGAAUCGUUGGACCUUUCGCAAAACAUGCUCUCAGGACAGAUCCCCCCACAACUAAAGCAACUUACUUUUCUUGGCAGUUUCAAUGUGUCUCACAACAAUCUCACAGGUCCUAUACCACAAGGAACCCAGCUUACUUCAUUGAAUAUCACUUCAUAUGAGGGAAACCCAGGGUUGUGUGGAGAUCCAUUGCCAAAGAAAUGUGGAAAUUCUACGGCCCCUCAACGUCCACCUUCAACCGUAGACGAAGGUGAUUCUAGCUCAGCAGGAAUAUUUGAAUUUGGUUGGAAAAUUGUUUCGGCCGGAUGUGGAAGUGGGUUGGUCGUGGGGUUAGUUCUUGCUGAUGUUGUGAUCACAAGGAGGCCCGACUUGUUUCUUAAGAUUGUUGGAAUGAUCAGACAAAUGAUAUAUAAGGAAAAUUUAGAGUACUAGUGGGGGCGUAGAAAUUGAGUUUGUUACAAUGUUAUGCAUUUGUUGUUGUUGUUUGUUUUCUCUGUUGUGGUUUCUUUCCUUCUCUUUUUAUAUGUUUAGUUAUAAGUUUGUUUCACGUUAUGUAUUUGUGUUUGUGUUUAAAAUAUUGAGGGGUAAGGUUUAUGUCCCCCCCUGACUAGGUGUAACUUUUUUUUUCUAUUCAAUAAAAUUUUCCCUCGCCGUCGAGGUUUCUUUAAAAAGAAA